CAAGUGCCCAUUAAAUACGGAAACAGCUUUUGCUGUUUCAAUUAAUUUUUGUAACAAUUUUUGUAAGAAAAUUUGUGCUUCAUAAACGUAAAAAAAAAACGCAUAUUAUCUUAGAAACUGGUUGUGACUGAUCAUUUUUUACUGAAAAUUUAAAAAUAAGUACUAAUUUGAUAAAAAUAAGAAAACCAAUAAACAAAAAUAAUAAACGAAACGAACAGAAAACAAAAAGAAAAAAAAGUUUUGGAAAAAAGCGCAUCACCAGUUACGCAAAUGAAUAAAAGUUCUCAAACAAAUUGCGUAAGUCAGAGUAGUAGUCGCCAAUUUUCAUAUAAUAUAAGACCACCGUUUCGAUCAAAUUCGAAACAAUGUCAUUACCCCGUGAAUGGACACAUCAGGCGGCUCGAGCAUAUGCAGCAAGCCCUUUAGUUGGUUCCGUUACCUCAGGGACAAGUAUCGCUGCAUCCCGGGGACAAGAUGCUAUUGAAAGUCAUGCACUUUCCAACAUGGUGGCAGAUCCAUUUACUGAAACGCAAUUGGAUUUAGCGGGAUCUUUAUUUUCAAUACAUUCAGCGCCAGUUAUUGAGCUUAAUUCAGAUACAGAUAGCUUAAAGCGGCCAUCUUCAUUAGUAAUCCAAGAAAUAAAUUCACUUAGCGUUGACAGAGGUCUAGAUAGUCAUACAAGUCCACCAGAAACUGUUGAAGACGAAGACAACGAUAAUCUACUUACAAUAUCCAGUUUAACAGCACGACCUUUAAUCGCUAAAUCCCAUGAAUUAAGAUCCUCAAAAUUAUCCAAAAAACAAAAGCACCAUAAACAGAAGAAAGUUAAAAAAGUUCUCACUUGUAUCGAUGAUGAAGGAAUAAUUAUACCCCCUGAUGGGGGAUAUGGCUGGGCUAUAGUAUUUGGUGCAUUUUUGGUACAAUUUUGGGUUGCUGGUUUAGUUAAAUCAUAUGGUGUAUUAUUUGUGGAAGUAAUGGAAACAUUUAGUGAUUCCAGUGCAUCUGUUGCAUCUUGGAUACCAGCAAUAUUAUCGUGUCUUUGUUUAGCUCUCGCACCUUUAACAAGUGCUCUGUGUCAAAAAUUUAGCUGCCGUUCUGUAGUAUUUACUGGAGGCAUAUUCUGUGCAUUAGGAUUAACACUUAGUUAUUUUGCAACAAGUUUAGUUCAUCUAUUUUUUACAUUUGGAGUUUUAACAGGAAUUGGUGGAGGUUUAUCAACGACACCUGGUAUCGUAAUGGUAUCACAAUACUUCGAUAAACAUCGUGCAUUAGCCAACGGUAUAUGUGUAUCGGGUACAGCCGCGGGCAGUUUUGUGUUCCCAUUAUUAAUCGAACAUCUAUGCGAAGCAUUCGGUUUUCAUGGGACAAUUUUGCUGUUAGGCGGAUGUAUGCUUCAUGUAUGCGUAAGCGCAACUUUAUACAAACCACUCAAAGCUCAAAAACGUGACUUAGCUGGUACGGAAAAUAUUCAAUAUAUCAACACACCAGCAACGGAAAUAACCCAACAAUCCCAGCAAUCCCAAGCCCCAAACACGUUACCAGCUUCAAUACCAGUAAACAAACAACUCGAACUAUUAUUUCAGCAAAACGAUACUGCUAAAAUAUCAGCAACUUUACAAUUUACGGAUAGUAAAACACGUAAUAACAUAUUAAACGAUUUAUUUAAUCAAAAAACGAUUAUUUUCGAUCCAGCAAAUCGAUUAUCGGAUAGUGAGGAAGAAAAGGAUCAAAUUGGGGAGACAAUACUAAUGCGACCAAGUUUGUCAUUCCGUAGUUCAAGUUUUUUACAUUCCGUAGAGGAUUUAAGUACCGAUUCAACGUGUGUGUAUAAAUCACGGCAACGGGAUUCAUUGUCGCGUAGUUUGUUAAUGGUGUCAACAACUGCGGCUGAUCGUACAAAUUUAUACGGACCCAAUAAAGUUGAAAUGCAACCGACAACCGAACAACAACAAUUUCAGAAAAAAACAAUUGUUCAAAAAAUAUCACAGUAUUUGGAUGUGUCGCUACUCAAAGAUUUCAAUUUUAUAAUGAUGUGCUUGAGUGUCACCUUAAUGUCAACCGGUAGUCCGUAUAUGUUGUACUAUUUACCGGCUUAUGUGCUCAGUGCUGGAUUCACUAAAACCGAGGCUGGCUAUUUGGUUGCAAUCAGUGCGGCCUUGGAUUUGUGUGGUCGUCUUGGAUUAGGAUGGUUGUCCGAUUUACAUUUGUUUGAUCGCAGAAAGGGAUAUAUUGGCAGUAUUGUUGGAGCGGGUGUAGCAGUGCUUGUGAUUCCAGUCGCAGGCUCGUUCUACGUGCUGGCAUGCUCCGUUGGAAUGUAUGGUUUAUGUUUAGGCUGUUGGUUUUUACUUGUUCCCGUAUUACUCGCUGAUCAGUAUGGUACAGAGAAGAUUAGUUCCUCAUAUGGACUUGUACGCAUGUUCCAAAGUGUUGGAGCUAUAUCAGUACCACCAUUAGCUGGGUACAUGCGUGAUGUAACAGGCGGUUAUGAAUAUUGUUUCUACUGUAUGGGAACAUGUAUGGUUCUAGGCGGUGUUCCACUGUUAUUAGUACCAGUAAAUUCAAUGGAUCCAAAGAAUCACAAGAAAAUGUUUAGUCGAAAGGCAAAAGAAUCUUCCACGGCAAAAUCUUAAGCAAAAUAUAUACU
Molecule: messenger RNA, 2644 nt
Organism: Chrysoperla carnea
Lineage: Eukaryota; Metazoa; Arthropoda; Insecta; Neuroptera; Chrysopidae
Gene: Sln
Product: monocarboxylate transporter 12
Exons: 7
Coding region: 366-2630 (754 amino acids)
Biological process (GO): transmembrane transport; monocarboxylic acid transport
Molecular function (GO): monocarboxylic acid transmembrane transporter activity
Source: RefSeq, a predicted model, not a curated record